GUCGGCAAUACGGUGGGUUAUAUACAACUGAUCAUGGUGCCAUUCAUGUCUGCAAAUAUUUGUGUGUAUUAACAAUGGUCUAAUACUUUUAUUGUGAAUGACAAAGCAGAAAAGAAUUUAAGGGGGAUUAUAAAGAAACAUAAAGGACAGAAAUAGCAGAAAAUAAAUUUGUUUUUGUUUUGCAAUUAAUAUAUUGCAAACCCAGCUUGGCAGGAUAAAGGAUGUAUGAGGAGGAAAAAGAGAGGACAAGAAAAGGCCCAUGGACUGCAGAGGAGGAUAUGGAGCUUGUUAGGUAUAUAUCUCUUCAUGCUGAAGGUCGUUGGAAUUACCUAGCCAAAGCUGCAGGGCUGAAGAGAAGUGGGAAGAGCUGCAGGCUGAGGUGGGUUAACUAUCUACGCCCAGAUCUUAAGAGAGGCAACAUUACUCCAGAAGAAGAGCGGUUAAUAAUAGACCUACAGAGCCGUUGGGGUAACAGGUGGUCCCGAAUUGCCCAGAGUUUGCCUGGGCGGACAGACAAUGAAAUCAAGAACUACUGGAGGACAAGGAUAAAAAGAAGGUUUCAUAGAGCAAGUACUGGAAAUGGGUCAUCAUAUCAUUCAAUUUAUACCACCUGUUUGCCAAAUCCAUUCCUCCAGCAAAGCAGUAGAGUAGAAAAGGCUAGUCCACCACAGAAUAGCCUGCAACAAACUGGAGCCCUCAACAAUAAAGUGGUUUAUUUUGAUGAACAAGCCCAUGAGGAAUUCAUAACAGGUUCUGUUGAUUCAAUCAGGAUUUUAAAUGGGGUGGCCAAGUUUAACGAUAGUAGCAAUGGGCAAACUGAAGCUUUGGUUGCACCUUCAGAAUAUCAGUCCUUUGCAGGCCUAUUAUCUGGAAUUUAUUCAGAUGAGAUGGAAGAUGCACCAGUUUCAAUCUUCUCUACUGUGCCUUGGCCUGAAGAACUACUACAGUAGAAGCUUUUUUUAACUUGGAAUGGUAGAUCGAUAGUCAAAUCCAAUAUUUAAUCAGAUAAGCUUUGCUUGGGUUAAUAAAUUACUAUGGUUUGGCACAACCUUAUGUCUGCUUGUUUCAGUUUGAGGAGAAAGACUGGAAAGUUUAAGAAUUCAUCUUAAGGGUGUUUAUUACAAGGGAUUCUUCCACUUUAGUGUCCACAAGGGACAAUGAGUGAGUUCAUAGUUUUGUUUCAUUGAUUUCUCAAAAAAUUGAGGGAUCUCGUUAUUCUCAAACACUUCAUCUCAUAGUUUAUUAGAUUUGAAAUCUGUGGUCGUAAAAAUAAUUGUAUCCUUAUAAUGGAUUAUGGUGUUAGAAAUAUUGUAUUGCCCUUAUGGCUUCUUCUAUACAGCUGUAUUAAUGAGCAUAUGUUUAAUUCA
This is a messenger RNA of Cryptomeria japonica (Japanese cedar), 1367 nucleotides long. Its product is annotated as MYB-like transcription factor EOBII. The coding region runs from base 222 to 950 and encodes 242 amino acids. Gene Ontology annotation, biological process: regulation of DNA-templated transcription. Gene Ontology annotation, cellular component: nucleus. Lineage: Eukaryota; Viridiplantae; Streptophyta; Pinopsida; Cupressales; Cupressaceae. The transcript has 3 exons. Gene Ontology annotation, molecular function: DNA-binding transcription factor activity; sequence-specific DNA binding. The record is from RefSeq and is a predicted model, not a curated record.